GCCAUGGCGACGGGCAGCGGCCGCCGGGAGAGGCGGCGGGAUGCCCGCCGGCGUCUCCGCGGCCCCGAGCGUCGCCUCCAGCCGCUCGCGGGGCCGCGGCCGCUACCGCACCAGGGCCCGGAGCACCGAGGUGGACGAGUCGCUGUUCGGGGAGGUUCGGAACCUGCAGCGGUCACGCUCUGGCAGCCCCGUCGUGAUCCUUCGGGAUGUGCAGACGGCUCAGAAAAUGUCGUCCGCUUGUGAGCCCAAGCCUGAGACCAUCCGUCUUGUCACCAAGGACUUCAUCCGUGACCUCGUCGUCCCUGCAGAGAACCCGGCAGCAGCCCUUGUUAUCGGCUGGGAGGAUUUCCAGCGCAUUAAAGAAGCAUCUCGAGUCCUGACCAAGGAGGAGCGUGAGGCCGAGCUGGCAGCCCUCAAAGCGAAGAAGAACGCCGUUCUAGAAGCAGCCAGCGAGCGCAAGAACGCGGUGAAGCAAAGGGCCGUCCUGCAGCAGAAGAAGAGCAAGCUGAGUGACCUGGAGGAGGAAGCGCGGGACCGGGCCCAGCACCUGCUGCAGCGGGCGAACAGGAUGCGUAUGGAGCAGGAAGAUGAGAUCAAGGAGUUCAGCGAGCUGAUCCUCAGUGCCAAGUGCCACAUGAUCCGUGACACGCAGAUCUUGGAGAAGCAGCUAAUCGCAAAGGAGCUAGAGGAGGAGGAGAAACGCCUGGCCCGGAUGAUGGAGGUGGAAAGACAAAAGGCCAAUGAGAGGCAGGAGGAACUGGAACACAAGAGGAAGCAGGAGCUGAUCAGAGGGAAACAGGAGCUUGUGAAGCAGAUCGAGCAGAAUGCAGAGGAAAGGGCUAUGAGAGCUGAGCAGCGGGACCAGGAGGCUCAGGAGAUGCUGGAGUACUUGAAAAAGCUGCAGAUGGAAGACUUGAAGGACUUGGAGCAGAAACACGAGCAGCAGAGGAAAAUCCAGGCUGAGAUUAAACGUAUCAACAAUGAAAACCAGAGGCUCAAGGAGGAGCAGCUCCAGCAGGAGAAGAUGGCAGACCAGCGGGUGCUCGAGUAUCAGAGGCAGAAAAUGGCGCGGGAAGCUGAGUUUGAAGCAGAACAGGAGAGAAUCCGUCGGGAGAAGGAGAAGGAGACAGCACGCUUGAGGGCCUUGCAAGAGAGAGUCCGGGACUACCAGGCAGAGAAGGAUGCGCUGAGGGCCAAGCGCAGCCAAGAGGCAGCCGAGCGAGAGUGGCGUCAGAAGGAGAAGGAGGCAGCCCGGAGGAAGGCAGAGACGGACGACAUGCUGAAGCAGAGCCGCCUGGAGCAGAUUGCCGCGCGGGAGCACAGCGUGGCCGUGCAGGUGCAGCAGGACCGCGACGAUUUCGAGAGGAUCCUCAGAGCCCAGCGGGAGCAGAUCGAGAAGGAGAAGGCGGAGGAGGCGCAGAGGGCGGCUCAGCAGCUCGCCCAUGCCAAUGAAGUCCGGCGCCAGAUGCGGGAGCAUCAGCAGAAGCUGGUACAAGAGCGGGUCACUGCCUUCGCGGAGGGCCAGCGGCUGCAGGAAGAGGCCCGCCAGCGCAGUGAGCGCCUCACCGAGCUCAAGCGGCAGAAGAUGCAGGAGCUCAGAGCCUCUGGCAUCCCGGAGAAGUACUGUGCCCAGGUGGAGCGGAAGGCUUUGAGCGGAGCAAGUGCAGCCCCUGGCCUGCCUCAGCCGUGCAAGGAACCGAGCACUGUUUCCCCAGCAACUUAGAAGUUUCUAUUUUCUUAGAUUGAAGUUUUAUAAAUGGAGAUAUUUAUGGAA
This is a messenger RNA of Dromaius novaehollandiae (emu), 1774 nucleotides long. It is a transcript of the gene CFAP45, whose product is annotated as cilia and flagella associated protein 45. The transcript has 12 exons. NCBI's taxonomy places the organism in Eukaryota, Metazoa, Chordata, Aves, Casuariiformes, Dromaiidae. The record is from RefSeq and is a predicted model, not a curated record. The coding region runs from base 41 to 1723 and encodes 560 amino acids.